Molecule: messenger RNA, 1132 nt
Organism: Scylla paramamosain (green mud crab)
Lineage: Eukaryota; Metazoa; Arthropoda; Malacostraca; Decapoda; Portunidae
Gene: MED4
Product: mediator of RNA polymerase II transcription subunit 4-like
Exons: 6
Coding region: 98-832 (244 amino acids)
Biological process (GO): regulation of transcription by RNA polymerase II
Cellular component (GO): mediator complex; core mediator complex
Molecular function (GO): transcription coregulator activity
Source: RefSeq, a predicted model, not a curated record
CCGUUGUAAAGGCAAUCUCCUGAACAGCGAACACUAAUUUCUGACAACAACUAGAAUCAAGCCAAGCUAGUUCCACAGAGCCUCGCCAAGCUUCGCCAUGGCUUCCAUCAGCACCAAAGAGAAAUUGCUUUCGCUCAUUGACGAUACUGAACUCAUAUCAAAAGAACUCUUGGAGAACAGCAUUGCCCCCAAACAGCAGCGACUCUCUUCUGCUGACCUUGCACAGCUGAUUGAACUACUUAUAAUGAAAGAUGCAGAGUUAAAGGAAACAAUCAAACUGGCCAAUGAUCAGGCAAGAAUAGCCAGCAUCAUGGACAUGGUACAGGCUGAAGUGGAUCGCCAUGACCAGAUGAUUCUACAACUGGAGAAGCAACUCUAUGAUGCUCACCAUAUGCUGUCCAUGGCACUGUAUCAAGCACGGCACAAAAUGCAGAGCAUCCUCCGAGCCAACAAACGACCUGUUAACAGUGAAGAGCUGAUCAAGUAUGCUCACCGCAUCUCUUCCACUCACUCUGUAUCAGCACCGGACACCUGGCAGCAGGGGGAUCCUAGACGGCCUUAUCCUAUUGAUCUGGAAAUGCGAGCUGGAUUCCUGGGUCAGAAUGGACAUGCACUGCACACACACACCCAUCUAGCAGAUUCCUUGGCUAGAGGGCACCAUACUGAGCCGACCUCCUCAGGACUUGGGGGCACCUUCUCGUGGCAGCCAUCUGGUGACUUGCAGGUACAUGUGGGGAAUCACACAUCCGUUGUGGUGGAGAAGAAAGAACAAGAAGAUGUGGAAGUGAUGAGCACCGAUUCAUCUUCUUCCUCCUCUUCAGACUCUCAGUGACCUGAUCCAAGCCUAGAAAUCCCCCUCCAGACAGCUUACUGUGCAUUGUUAAGGGAAAGAGCAUUGGGAGGUGAACUCCCAUGCAGCAAUGUUGAGUACUUACUCCCUACCUAAGGAAACAUGUGUAUGGUGCUCACCUGCCUGUCCCUUCCUAUGGUGGUACGAGCAUGGAUAGAUGUUAAGCCAAGCAGACAUGCAAAUGACGAGCACCUCAACAUCAACUAGAUGUGAAUAUACUCUUCUUGGAGAAUGUGUUUUUUUAUUGUUUGAUUUGAAUGAAAUACAGUUAUUGCAAAUAAA